Molecule: messenger RNA, 5804 nt
Organism: Hemicordylus capensis (graceful crag lizard)
Lineage: Eukaryota; Metazoa; Chordata; Lepidosauria; Squamata; Cordylidae
Gene: PKN2
Product: protein kinase N2
Exons: 23
Coding region: 504-3452 (982 amino acids)
Biological process (GO): signal transduction; protein phosphorylation
Molecular function (GO): small GTPase binding; protein serine/threonine kinase activity; ATP binding
Source: RefSeq, a predicted model, not a curated record
GGCGGGGUGGGUGGGGAGCCAGCGAGCGAGAGGGAGGGGGAGGAGGAGAAGAAGAAGAGAGCAGGCGCGCACCGGCUGUGGGCGCGAGCGAGCGAGCGAGCGCGCGCGACGCCCGCCCCCCUGGACGCGAGCCCCCCUCCAUGUGAAUGUGAGCGGCGGGGGUGAGCGCCCCCCGCGCCCGCUUCCUCCUUCCCCUGCCGCCAGAGCGAGCGCCCCUUGGCCCAGACCCGCCUCCCCACCGGCUGUGGUAGCCGCGGCGGGCGGCGGCGGCUGCGCUCAGGUGCGGAGUCCACUCCGGACCCGAAAGCAAUGGCGUCCAACGCGGCGGAGAGGGAGAUCUUCCUCACGGACCUGCAGCAGUGGGCAAGUUAGAGCCUGAAGUAAGUCAAAAGAGAGUAGAAGUCUGGAAAAAUUGUGGGUUCUUUCUGCCUUCCUAGUGAUCAUGUAAACAGUAGCAGGGUUGGAAUCUUUGGCAUACAGAGACUGAAGUUCCCUGCAAACAAAUGAUGGGUGAAGGUCUCAAAAUUGGAGAUGUGCGAAAUAUCGUUGUGUCUGAGAAUGUGAAUGUUGGACAGAAAUUUGAUUACUCUGACAUGAUGGUACAGCAAAAGUUGGAUGAAGAAAAGGACCAAAUUAAACGGGAAAUAAGGAAGGAACUUAAAAUCAAAGAAGGAGCAGAAAACCUCAGGAAGGUCACUACAGAUAAAAAAAACUUGGCUUAUGUGGACAAUAUUUUGAAAAAAUCAAACAAGAAACUAGAAGAAUUGCAUAAUAAAUUACAAGAAUUAAAUGCCCAUAUUGUUGUGACAGAACCUGAAGAUGUUGCAGAUUGUCCCAGAACCCCCGAUACACCAAACAGUGACCCUCGUUUCCCCACCAGCAACAGAUUGAUGGCCUUAAAAAAACAGUUGGAUAUAGAACUGAAAGUAAAACAAGGAGCUGAGAAUAUGAUCCACAUGUAUUCAAAUGGUUCAUCAAAGGAUAGAAAGCUCCUUGCUACAGCUCAACAGAUGCUUCAGGACAGCAAGACCAAAAUUGAAGUUAUAAGGAUGCAGAUUCUUCAGGCAGUCCAGACUAAUGAAUUGGCUUUUGAUAAUGCAAAACCUGUGAUAAGCCCGCUUGAACUUCGAAUGGAAGAACUGCGGCAUCAUUUUAGGAUAGAAUACGCAGUAGCAGAAGGAGCAAAAAAUGUUAUGAAGUUGCUUGGAUCUGGAAAAGUUACUGACAGAAAAGCACUCUCAGAAGCUCAAGCAAGAUUUAAUGAAUCAAGCCAGAAGUUGGACCUCUUAAAGUAUUCAUUAGAACAAAGGCUGAAUGAACUCCCUAAAAACCAUCCCAAAAGCAGUAUUAUCAUAGAAGAGCUUUCGCUUGUUUCAUCACCAACACUAAGUCCACGGCAAAGCAUGAUAUCUAACCAGAAUCAAUACAGUACUUUAUCGAAGCCAGCAGCUUUAACAGGUACUUUGGAAGUUAGACUCAUGGGUUGCCAAGAUAUUCUGGAGAAUGUACCUGGACGAUCAAAAGCCACAUCCAUUACGCUACCUGGAUGGAGUCCGAGUGAAGCCAGAUCAUCUUUCAUGAGCCGAACAAGCAAAAGUAAAAGUGGGAGUAGUCGAAACCUUCUGAAAACAGAUGAUCUGUCCAAUGAAGUCUGUGCUGUUUUGAAGUUGGACAAUACUGUGGUUAAUCAAACUAGCUGGAAGCCUAUUUCCAAUCAGUCAUGGGAUCAGAAAUUUACACUGGAGCUAGACAGAUCACGUGAAUUAGAAAUUUCGGUUUAUUGGCGUGAUUGGAGAUCUCUGUGUGCAGUGAAGUUUCUACGGUUAGAAGACUUCUUAGAUAACCAGCGGCAUGGAAUGUGUCUCUACCUUGAGCCCCAGGGCACUCUAUUUGCAGAGGUUACAUUUUUUAAUCCAGUUAUUGAAAGAAGACCAAAACUUCAAAGACAAAAGAAAAUUUUCUCCAAGCAGCAGGGCAAAACAUUUCUCAGAGCUCCGCAGAUGAAUAUUAAUAUUGCCACUUGGGGAAGGCUGGUGAGACGAGCGAUUCCUACAGUAAAUCAUACUGGCACCUUCAGCCCUCAAGCUUCUGUGCCUGCCUCAGUGCCAGGAGUUGAUCCUCACAUUCCUGAACUAGCAUCACCAACUUGUGGCUCUCCUGUAACCAAAUUGGAAUUUGAACUUGAACCCGAAAUCCCCCUCACUCCACCACGUGUGUCUUCUCUUGGAGAAAUAAGUGAACCUUCAGCUGAGCUAAAAGCUCCAGCUACACCUACUCAGAUUUUUUUUCUUCUACACAUUUCACAGGAUGCAGAAACGUAUGAUUUUGAAAAUGACAGAAAUAAUUUUGUCCCCAAGCUUCAGCCGGAAAUUAUUUGUGAGACUCAGAUUUCAAACUCUGAUAUAGAGUAUAUACGAGAGCCCGAAGAUCGAAUACAACAGAGAUUUCAGUUUAGUUUACAAGACUUCCGAUGUUGUGCUGUACUAGGCAGAGGACACUUUGGAAAGGUCCUGUUGGCAGAGUAUAAAAAUACAAAUGAAAUGUUUGCUAUUAAAGCCUUAAAGAAAGGAGACAUUGUAGCUCGUGAUGAAGUAGACAGCCUCAUGUGUGAAAAGCGAAUUUUUGAAACUGUGAACAACGUAAGGCAUCCCUUUCUGGUGAACCUCUUUGCUUGUUUCCAAACCAAAGACCAUGUGUGCUUUGUAAUGGAGUAUGCAGCUGGUGGAGACCUCAUGAUGCAUAUUCACACUGAUGUCUUUUCUGAACCGAGAGCAGUAUUUUAUGCUGCAUGUGUGGUUCUUGGACUACAGUAUUUACAUGAACACAAGAUAGUUUAUAGGGAUUUGAAGUUGGAUAACUUGUUGCUGGAUACAGAAGGUUUUGUGAAAAUAGCUGACUUUGGUCUCUGCAAGGAGGGAAUGGGAUUUGGUGACAGAACAAGUACAUUUUGCGGCACUCCAGAAUUUCUUGCUCCAGAGGUGUUGACAGAAACAUCCUAUACAAGAGCUGUAGACUGGUGGGGUCUUGGUGUGCUCAUCUAUGAAAUGCUUGUUGGUGAGUCUCCCUUUCCUGGAGAUGAUGAAGAGGAGGUUUUUGACAGUAUUGUAAAUGAUGAAGUAAGAUAUCCUCGGUUCCUUUCUACAGAAGCCAUCUCGAUAAUGAGAAGGCUACUGAGGAGAAAUCCAGAGCGGCGCCUUGGUGCUGGUGAAAAAGAUGCUGAAGAUGUUAAAAAGCAUCACUUUUUCCGGUUGAUUGAUUGGAAUGCGCUGCUUGCCAAGAAAGUGAAGCCGCCUUUUGUACCAAUCAUAAGAGGAAGAGAAGACGUUAGCAAUUUUGAUGAUGAAUUUACCUCAGAAGCACCUAUUCUCACUCCACCACGGGAGCCAAGGAUACUUUCAGAAGAUGAGCAGGAAAUGUUCAGAGACUUUGACUAUAUUGCUGAUUGGUGUUAAUCCCUUAGACACUGUGAAAUCCUAGCUGACUGGCUCAUGAGAACAGCAUCUCCCCCCACCCCAAGAAGAAUACCAGCCUUUGGAUUGGUCACUGUGCUGCCUAUAACUUCUGAUUUUUAAAUCACAUGAAGAUUUUUAAAAGUACUGUUUUUAAUACACAUGAGGAGUGGCCUCUCUUUGUAUAUGUAUAUAUAUUUUUUUAAUCUUGAGCACUGGAAAGCAAUUCUGUGCAGCUCUUUUAAGCUGAAUUGGUGGGUACAGGCAGUGUUCCACUCUCAUACAGGAACUCUUGUGCUGUAUCUUUUCUCUUCUGCAGCCGAAAACAUGGAAAAAGGCCUGCCAAGAAGCAGGACAGCCACCAGACACUGAGCUAGACUGAUAAUCAUCUACCCAGGUUUGAUUGGAAGAAGGCAAAAGCUGUCCAUUUUUAAAAGUGAAAAUUAUAACCUCCAACAUUAUGUAGCCCUAAAGACUGUUAAGCACACUAUUGACUAAGAUUUUUAUAAUGAUGAGGAUUAAGAACUGGUGCCUUGUUUAAGUAAACUUCCUCUGGUAUUUAUUAGGGGGAAAAUGUUUUCAAGCCUUAUCGAUGCAACAACAGUGUAAGUGCUUCCAUUUUGAAAAAGAGAGGACCAGUCCUGAAAAGUUUACCAAAGUCACUUGCCAAACAAUUUUUGCCUUUAACCUCUUUAAACACUGUUCAGAAAUAACCAGCAGAGAUGAAGAAUGUAAUGAAUACGAAUGUCUCUUCAGUCUUAACCAGGAAUUCUUCUAAUGUAUGCAUUCCCCCAAAUGCAAUCACUGUUCUGUACUUUUAAAGUCCCGUCUCUUUCCCCACUUUGGAUAGAUUAUUGUAGCAAAUCAGUGUAUCUAGCUAUCUCAUUCAUCUUACAUGUGCUGAUUUGGUAUUGCCAUAUCAACUUUAGAGAAUGAUGAUUUCCGUUGUAUACAUGCGGUAUACAUGUAUAUUUGAAACAUAUAGUGUGUGUUUCAGGAGUGUAGGUUAAUUGUACCACUUCCAUUAGGUUUGUCCAGUGGCCAUGUGAAUGUACUGUUAAAGCCAGAUUUAAUGUGGGGGGUGGGGAGACACACUUGUAUACAUUUUAAGGCCACUGAAUUCCAGAACCCUCAUUGGCAAUUACUGAGAAAAAGGGUAAAAGCAAUAUGUUAAGAGAAUGUAUAAAUAUUUUUGAUAAAACAUGUAUAUUUUAAGCCUCUUAAUCACGAUGCUGUACCUCAAAAGUCAAAAUGUCUUUGACCAGACACUGUGUGCUCCUUACAGACUUAUGUAGUUCUUGUCAAAUAUUCUGUAAAAAUAUUUUAAGUCUGUGGAAAAUAACAUUCCACUUUCCUUAGCUUAUUAACACUACAUUCUGGGAUCGGCCUUUCCCCCAACCAGCCCAAAAUAAAGAGUUUAUAGUGUAAGGUUUAAAUUAUCUCAUAGAAACUUGCUGCUCUUUUGAGAAUCUCAUUCUAUACAAGACAAAAUAGUGAUUGCUUAACAAUGAAUAGAGAUAGUACAUUACUAUGGUGUUACUGCCAGAGCAUGAAUUUCUCCCAGUAUGUUACCUUUUGAUCUGAAUCAGAUAUGCUACCUUCCCACUCACCCACCCCUAUUAAAUGAGGCCUGCCAGGAUAGAUGUAUUAUCAUUAGCAUAAUGUAGUUGUCUAAGGGGCAACAGUAGGAGACACUAAAUAAGAAAACAUGAAUAUAUGUGUAUAGCCCAUGAUUAAAAUAUAUAUAUAUAUAUAGCAAAAUUCAGCAUAUUUACAAGAUGCUAAUUUGCUAUUCCUCUCCCAUAUCAAAUAGCUAUAUCCCAAUUGAACAAAUUAUUAUACACCUGAGGUACAGUCUGCUAGCCCUUUUUAUUCCCAAAUUAUAGAUCUACACACAGCUGGGUCCCACAAGGGUGCUUCAGAUUUAAAAUCCUAUAGAAAUAAUGUUUUUUGUAAGUACAUCUUGUACAGAAAUAUUUGUAAUCUAAGUAAAUCUCUAAAAACUUUAGAGGCAGGGUAUGUUCACACAGUUAAGCUGAAAGAAAGCACUAAUUUUAUCUAGUUUAAAAAAUAUUUAGCAAAUUAAGAUUUUAAACUCUAGACUGUAAAUAUAUUUUGCUAUUCUUGUAUGUGGCUGCUGAAGCACUUUGUAAAGAAAUUAGGAGAUUUUAGAAUGGUACACUAUGCAUUAAAAUGAAAUGUGCCUUUUAACAAUGCCGUACUAAACUGUCUUGCAGUUAACUAUCACAAAUUAAAGUUUAGUGAAAUUUGUAUAUGAAAACAUGAUUGACUGAUUGAAUCCUAUAAUCUUGUGUUAUUUGAUCUUUUUCUAGAUAAAAUUAUCCUUAGAACUUU